CUUCCCUUGCUCUUGCUUUGCUUUUUUUUUCUCUCUAUUCUCCAAUGAAAUUUGGCAAUCAUCUUGAACAGAAUGUGUUUGCACCGUGGAAAACCGAUUAUCUCCAAUAUAAUACGAUCAAAUACGAAUUGAAACGACGGCAAUUGGAUCAUGCAUGGAACGCUCAAGAUGAAGCUUAUUUUUCACAAACUGUGGUCAACGAAUUGGAACGUGUGGAUGCAUUCAUUACACGCAAAAUGCAGCAGCUGGAUUCACGAAUCGGUUAUUGCGAGCACAUGCUACAGUCGAUUGCUCGUAACGAAUACAACAGCAAUACCCAAGAUCUUUGUCGGACCCUGGAUGAAAGCUUGGUGGAAGUGCUGUACGAUGUCAAUGAUCUGGCCAAGUUCACCCGUCUCAACUACAUUGGGUUCCAAAAACUGUUGAAAAAACACGACAAAUGGACGGAUUUGAAUUUGCGGCAAACCAUGGUACCCCAAUUCCAGGAACGGGCGUUGGAUAACCAGCGAUUUGAUACUUUGUUUAUGCGGCUUUCCCAGUUGAGGGAUUGGUGUCGUUUGGGCGGACAACAAACGGAGAUGAGACGCCCACUGUCAUCGGAUGUGGAAGCUCAUGCAUUUCAACGUUCCACCACCAAAUAUUGGGUGCAUCCGGAUAAUGUCACCGAAGUCAAGGCCAUUCUUUUAUUUAAUUUGCCCGUCUUAAGAUACGAUCCCGUAAAAAAUUACGAAACCUCGGAUUCCGCCGUCUCUAGCGUUUACCUGGACAGUCGCACCUUUGACCUCUACACAAGUCGACUCCAGCGCGAUGAAGGAGCAGAAGCCAUUCGUCUCCGAUGGUAUGGACGUACGACUUCGCCCCAUAUUUUUGUGGAACGCAAGACGCAUCAUGCAGUGUGGCAUGACGGAACGUCGGUAAAGGAUCGGUUUCGGUUGCAGGAAACGGAGGUACAACCUUUUUUGAAGGGGACCAUUACGCCUCAAACCAUUACGGGAGAACUGGAAAAGAAGAAUGCAAGACCCAAUGUGAUUAACGGAACGGAAUUCACCGCGGCCGGCGUACAAACGUCAAUUCAAUCGAAACAGUUGCAACCGACAUUGCGCGUGUUUUAUAACCGGACGGCGUUCCAAGUCCCGGAGGAUCCUCGUCUACGUGUCAGCUUGGACACCGAAUUGGCGUGGGUUCGAGAGGACGAUUUGGAUGGUAAACAGCGAAGACAAGUCAACGAGUGGCGGAGACAGGACUGCGGUAUCGAUUACCCAUUCUCCGGCAUCGCCAAGGAGGAUGUGCAUCUAUUUCCUUAUGCGGUUCUCGAAACCAAGCUUCAAACGCAUCUUGGACAAGAGCCGCCCGAGUGGCUGACACGAUUGACGACCAGUCACCUGGUUCAUGAAGUGCCACACUUUUCGAAAUAUCUGCAUGGUGCUUCUCAAUUCUAUUUUGAUCAGUUACCGUUGUUGCCAUGGUGGCUAAGUGAACUCAAAGUGGAUAUUCGUAAACCGCGUGACAUCAAUGUCGGGCUCAGCCGGUCCGAAAGUCUGCGUCCUUUAAUGAAUGGUCGCUAUAGUUUCCUUCCCCCCAUGACCACCACUGCCAACACCACCCCCGCCACCGUUUCGAUCACAGCAUCGCCUUCAUCGGCGGAAGCGACACAGCCGGCCACCCCAACAAAAACCAUGCUUUCUACCACUACCACGGCUGUUGCUUCUUCUGCACAUUCUCCGGCCACCAUCAUCAAUAUUCCACAUUUGGAACUAUUCAAGCCAACAUCGGAAUUCCAACUGCCAAGCGAUGUGGCCAAACGUGACUCGGGGUUGAUAUGUGCGAGUUUAUGGGGUCGUGAUUUAUUUUCGGACGCCAGUCUCAAUGCCGCCAAAACUCAAUCCAUGUUAGAUUCCCUGUCGCAACACCAAACGUCACCGCGUCGUCGUGUUACACUGCUGAGAAAUGGCUUGGCAGCUACCCUGGAUCGUGUCAAGCCACUGAGACAGUCGUUUUACCUGGACAACCAUGAUACCAUGGCCGAUGAAGAGGAGGAAAGCCCAAAAUCGGGCACGCCCAAUGCCAAUCCUCCGUGGCGUUGGUGGCGACGUCGAAAUGCAUCCAAUGGGGCGGGCAAGGCGAAUGACGAAAAAAACAAUAACAAACAAAAAGUCAAGAUUGAGCCCAAAGUAUUCUUUGCCAACGAGCGCACCUUCAUUUCUUGGCUGCAGUUUUGUGCUCUCUUGCUGACGAUUUCGCUGAGUCUGGUGAAUUUCGGAGAUGAAGUCUCACGGAUUUGUGGUGGUUUCUUCAUGGUGAUUGCCGCGGUGCUGUCUCUGUAUGCUUUGUGGCGUUACCAGUAUCGUGCAUGGCAAAUUCGGAACAAAAGUCAAUCCCGCUAUGAUGAUCUGUGGGGUCCGGCCGUCCUGUGUUUGCUAUUGGUGAUUGCUCUGAUCGUCAAUUUUGUUCUUCGAUUUCGUCAGCCGCCUCCCAAAUUUGCCACACCCUUUCCCGCUCCUAUUUCGUCGGACUUGAACAAGUAAAAAUGGAACGGUGUCCCAUCUUGCCAAAAGUAAUGUCGCUUAUUUAAUCACUAUCCAGG
Radiomyces spectabilis is the source of this 2584-nucleotide messenger RNA. RefSeq names its product VTC domain-containing protein. The coding region runs from base 45 to 2525 and encodes 826 amino acids. The transcript has 2 exons. NCBI's taxonomy places the organism in Eukaryota, Fungi, Mucoromycota, Mucoromycetes, Mucorales, Radiomycetaceae. The record is from RefSeq and is a predicted model, not a curated record. Gene Ontology annotation, cellular component: fungal-type vacuole membrane; vacuolar transporter chaperone complex.